Bradysia coprophila is the source of this 1270-nucleotide messenger RNA. RefSeq lists its product as uncharacterized. NCBI's taxonomy places the organism in Eukaryota, Metazoa, Arthropoda, Insecta, Diptera, Sciaridae. The record is from RefSeq and is a predicted model, not a curated record.
GUAACUUACAUACUGUGUUUGUGAAAAGAAGUAAAAUUAUAAAACUAAGAAUUAUCAGAAAAAGAUUGAAAAUGAUGACCAAACGUUUUACUGUAAUAUGCUUAGUUAUGUUUACGUUUAUCAUGUUAGCAUGUUGUCACACUAACAUCAUGGCAUUUCGUGAGCCGAAUUUUGCUGGGAUUGCAACCAAUUGCGUGGACGUUUGUAAUGUGACAGAGCUUAUAUCUUACCGAUUUCUUAGUGGAUCUUGCAUGCAGAUUUUAGAGGGGAAAUUAGUAUUUUUCAAGGAAGAUAACCCCGACACCGACUAUUACUACAAUGGCCAGAUCAAUUCAUGUUCAACUUAUUCGAUGACUAUAGAAUGUCCAAAGGGAACUUUUCUCAGAAAAAUAGAGUGGAAGGAAGACUCUGAAUUGAAGGAGGGGGUCAAAUUGAGAUGUAGCAAACCGGAAUCAACUUAUCUUAUUCCAGCAAACAAUAUUUUUCCUAAUAAAAACUCAAUCGCCGCGAAAGAAGAUAAAGGAAGAACCUGUGCAGCAUUUAAAGAGCUUCCAAUCAAGAGAGAUAUUUCAAAGGAGGCAGAUGUCGAUUUUCUCAUCGGAGCGGAUUGCAAACCCGAGAACGUAACGGAAUUUGACAACAUAUUAAAAUGCAAAAAUUUGAGUGCCAUCUCUGGGAUGAUUUUUUCCAUUGAGACUGAAACAAAAUACAUCAAAUCGUCGAAUGUGAUAUGUAACGAUGUACCAAACAUUGCCGCUUUAUGUGAGGUAGACGACAAAAAACAAAGGCUGCAGCUGUCUUCCGAGUCUACGAAAACAAUUGGUGUAGGACUCGCGCCACUAUCGGACUUGUCUGAAGCAGAAAAAAAUCAGCUUUCCUUCUACAGCAACUUUCAACUAGAAACUGAGUAUACAUUAUUGUCAAAUUUUAAAAAUAACCUUGGAAUAAGUAGAGCAACUGGUUAUGACUGGCGAUCUGCUCCAAAAAGCACUUGGGAAAAAGAGCAUACCGUGACUAUUCAGAUCGAAACAUCUCCAAAAUGUAACACAGAAAUUUUUGAAAUUGUGGGCAGGUGUUCGUAUAUGGUUAUUCGACCUUAUUUUAUAGAGCGAAUCGACAAUUGCUUAGGAAGCUCAUUUAAUAGAAUACAAAAAUUUCCACAGAAUAGUCAUACAAAAAUUUAUGUAAGCGAACUUCCCGAUUCAAUUAGAAAUAAUAAUUUAUAUGAAUGAUUCAAAAAUCUAUUUUUUUGUUUAAUAAAAAAUCUACA